Messenger RNA from Haliotis rubra (blacklip abalone), 522 nucleotides. Its product is annotated as cell division control protein 42 homolog. The coding region runs from base 1 to 522 and encodes 173 amino acids. The transcript has 2 exons. Gene Ontology annotation, biological process: small GTPase-mediated signal transduction. The record is from RefSeq and is a predicted model, not a curated record. Gene Ontology annotation, molecular function: GTPase activity; GTP binding. NCBI's taxonomy places the organism in Eukaryota, Metazoa, Mollusca, Gastropoda, Lepetellida, Haliotidae.
AUGAAGGAAGGAAACAAAAAUAUGAAGAACCUGGAUGAGAAAUUUGUGUUCUGUGCAGUCAUGGGAGAUAGUAUGGUAGGAAAGACCAGCAUCUCCGAGACCUAUUCUAAGGGAUUCUUUAAUGAGAAUUCUGAAACCACAGUAUUUGACAAAUAUGUCGUUCCACUGCAAGUCGCUGGAGAGGAGUUUAUCAUCAGUAUGUUCGACACUGCAGGAAAGAUAGAGAACAUUGAGAAGAGACACUCCAAACAAACCAAACAGAAGAGACCGGUCAUCCUCGUUGGCACCAAGAUAGACCUCCGGGUCGGCAAUCAAGACAGCGAGGUUAGCACUGACGAGGGUGUCCAACUGGCCAAGGACAUUGGUGCUGACUGUUAUGUGGAGUGCUCGGCCCGCGACCAGAAGGGUUUGAAGGAGGUAUUUCAGCAUGUUGUCUUCUCCGCUCUCAAAUUCAGGAAAAAGAAAACCAACAUUUUCAAGAAGAUGUUCAGACGCAGAAGUGCCUCUUUUGCCAAUUAUUAA